Lottia gigantea (owl limpet) is the source of this 201-nucleotide messenger RNA. RefSeq lists its product as hypothetical. The transcript has a single exon. The record is from RefSeq and is a predicted model, not a curated record. Lineage: Eukaryota; Metazoa; Mollusca; Gastropoda; Lottiidae. The annotation marks the transcript as partial.
CUUGGAAUAGGAGACCUUGUUCUCGAAAUAGAUCCUAAUAGGAAAAGGGGAAAAUGGAAAAUGGCUUUGAUCAAACAAGUGUAUCCAGGAUCGGACGGAAAAGUUCGUAAAGUUCAAAUCAAAACUCCUGUAGGACUAUAUGACCGACCUAUUCACAAGUUAUGUCUAAUUGCCACUAAUGAGGAACUUACUAGUGCUUAG